Fusarium mangiferae is the source of this 1845-nucleotide messenger RNA. RefSeq names its product putative ATP dependent RNA helicase. Gene Ontology annotation, molecular function: ATP binding; RNA helicase activity; nucleic acid binding. The record is from RefSeq and is a predicted model, not a curated record. NCBI's taxonomy places the organism in Eukaryota, Fungi, Ascomycota, Sordariomycetes, Hypocreales, Nectriaceae. Gene Ontology annotation, cellular component: nucleolus. Bases 1 to 1845 code for a protein of 614 amino acids. The transcript is spliced from 5 exons.
AUGGGGUCCUUAUCGAAACGAAAGCGCGAUCAAACAGAAGAGGUAGUUACUGACGACAAGCCUGCUGCUACCGAAGUUGAAAAACCUACGAAGCCUUCGCAAAAACAAGAGGAUGAGACUUCCUUCGUCGAUCUCGGUCUCGAUCCUAGACUGCUACAAGCUAUCGCUCAGCAAAAGUUUGCAAAGCCGACACUAGUGCAGAGGAAAGCGAUUCCUUUGGCUCUCAAUGGACAAGAUGUUUUGGCCAAGGCCGACUGUGGCUCUGGAAAGACGGCAGCUUAUGUUCUGCCUCUGCUAUCUAGCAUUCUGAAGCGCAAAGCUACCGACUCUGCUGCUUUCACAACUGCCCUCAUCCUCGUCCCCACCCGCGAGCUUGCCGACCAGGUCUUCAAGGCCAUCGAACAAUUUGCAUCCUUCUGCGCAAAGGAUAUCAGCACAGUCAAGUUGACCGACAAGGUUUCUAAUGCUGUGCAACGCGCCCUUCUUUCAAAGUCGCCCGACAUCGUUAUCUCAACCCCCGCGACUGCCUGGCACAAUGUCAACUCUUCAGCACUCUCAAUCGACAAGCUCACACAUCUUAUCCUGGACGAAGCCGAUCUUGUUCUUUCCUACGGUUACAGUGAAGAUCUGGAGAACCUGUCACGAUCAGUCCCCAAGGGUGUUCAGGUCAUGAUGAUGAGCGCCACUCUUACAGAUGAGGUCGACAUACUCAAGGGGAUCUUCCGACGUGACCCGACAUUGUUGGAUCUCAAGGAGAAGGAGGCUGAAGGCGAGGGUAUCACCCAAUUUGUGGCCAAGUGUGGUGAAGAUGAAAAGUUCCUUCUCGCCUAUGUCAUCUUUAAGCUUAAGUUGAUUAAGGGCAAGUGUAUUAUCUUUGUGAGCGACAUUGACCGAUGCUACCGCCUGAAGCUCUUUUUUGAGCAGUUCGGCAUUCGAAGUUGUAUCUUGAACUCCGAACUUCCCCUGAACUCGCGAGUUCAUGUCGUUGAGGAGUUCAACAAACACGUUUACGAUAUCAUUAUUGCUGCCGAUGAGAAGAAUGAGAUGAUGGGAGAUGAAGAGGAACCUGUUGGAGGCGAGACUGAGGAUGCCGAGAAGCAGGGUGACGGAGAUGAUGCGGAAACGGAAGCAAAGCGACCAAAGAAGAAGGCCAAGAAGUCCAAGGGCGCUGAUAAAGAGUACGGUGUAUCAAGAGGAGUCGAUUUCAAGAAAGUUUCCGCAGUCAUCAACUUCGAUCUCCCCACAACAGCAUCAGCCUACACACAUAGAAUAGGGCGUACAGCGCGAGCUGGACAGACUGGCAUGGCUCUGUCAUUCGUCGUCCCCAAGGAUCUAUACCGAAAGCACAUGCCUACAUCCACACCAACCUCGGAGAAUGACGAGAAGGUUAUGGCCAAGAUCAUCAGGCAGCAAGCCAAGCGAGGAAAAGAAGUGAAGCCUUACAACUUCAACAUGAAGCAAGUGGACCCUUUCCGGUACCGAAUGAACGAUGCUCUACGUGCGGUUACCAAGGUUUCUAUCCGAGAGGCCCGAACAAGAGAAUUGCGACAGGAGCUGUUGAAGAGUGAGAAGCUGAAGAGAUAUUUCGAGGAGAACCCCAUGGAACUCGCCCAUCUUCGCCACGACGGUGAGCUUCGAACUGCUAGACAACAAGCCCACCUGAAGCAUAUCCCAGAGUAUCUCCUACCCAAAGAUGGCAAACAAGCUUUGACAAACGACAUUGGCUUUGUGGGACUCAGGAAAGAUCGCAAGGGUCAUAAGGGUAAGAAGGGUCGCGGAUUUAAGGUUGGCUCAAGGAAGCGAGAUCCGCUCAAGACAUUCAAGGCGAGGCGCAAGACAAAAUAG